Messenger RNA from Saccoglossus kowalevskii, 2944 nucleotides. Its product is annotated as sodium/calcium exchanger 3-like. Gene Ontology annotation, biological process: sodium ion transmembrane transport; cell communication; calcium ion import across plasma membrane. Gene Ontology annotation, cellular component: postsynapse; sarcolemma; axon. The record is from RefSeq and is a predicted model, not a curated record. Gene Ontology annotation, molecular function: calcium:sodium antiporter activity. NCBI's taxonomy places the organism in Eukaryota, Metazoa, Hemichordata, Enteropneusta, Harrimaniidae.
AUGGGAUGCUAUACAAUAUGAUGACUGUUCAGUUAGUUGUGGUGGUGGUGUACAACAAGCCGUUAUUGAAUGCAUCCAGAUUUUGGCGACUGGUAGUGGUAAUACUAUACGUGUACCCGAAGAUUUCUGUACUGAACCAAAACCCAAUAUUACAAAGAUGUGUAAUCACAUUGACUGUCCGCCGAACUGGGAAGUUACUGAGUGGUCAGAAUCAUGGCUGAAAAUUAAAGGAGCACUUUACAUGUAUGUCAUUCUCAAGAUUGUUAAAAUUGAUAACAGGGACUAUGUCAUGUAUAAGUUGACGAAAGAAGUCAGCAUGCCGGAGUGGGUGUAUACGAACUAUUCACGUGGAUAUGUCAUAGAAAUUAUUCCUGACGGGUCCAAACAAUGUACCAGCCUUCUGCUUAUUCCAGCGGAGAACCUAUGGCCCGAGUGGGUACGGGGUACUCUCUACUUUAUAGCGAUGUUAUAUGUGUUUGUCGGCAUUGCAAUCAUCAGCGAUAUAUUUAUGUGCAGUAUUGAGGUGAUUACGAGUAAAAAACGAACAGUAGUGCGAUGGGAUGAAGAGAAGAAACAGAGAGUUGAAUUUGAAGUCCUUGUGUGGAAUGAAACAGUAGCAAAUUUGACGCUGAUGGCACUGGGGAGUAGUGCUCCUGAGAUUCUUCUCUCAGUGGUUGAAGCGUUACAGCGUCUUGAUUCAGACGAAGUAGAGGAUGCGCUGGGCACAUUCACCAUCAUCGGGAGUGCAGCUUUUAAUUUACUAGUAAUAACUUCUAUUUGUAUUGUCAGUGUACCGUCACCCAAUGCCAAACGAAUUCGAGAGUUUGGAGUUUUUCUUUUAACUGCUGUGUGGUCAAUGUGGGCCUAUAUUUGGAUGUUAGUGGUACUUCUAUGGAUUUCUCCGGGAGUUAUAGAAAUCUGGGAGGCAUGGGUGACUCUGGGCUAUAUGCCUGUGCUUGUUUUCACAGCAUACGCCCAAGACAAUGGAUGGUGGUGUAAAUGUAAAAGACAGCGUACGGCUGUCGGGGCUGAUGACCAUCAAGGAAGCCAAACGAAUGUUCGUAUUGUUAAUGGAGCUUCUCGUCCACGCACAAGUGUAUUCCAUGGUCCAUCAAAAGAACUAGCUACACUAGAAAAAGAGUUUGCGAGUCAGUCAAAUCUGAAAUCAAUACAGGAAGGCAAGACAAAUGAUAUAUAUCUCCGAGAUCUAGAGGCUGGAAAUCAACCUGGCAGACCCAAAGUACUUACACCAGUGGAAGAAAGACAAUCAUUUGCCAGAGCAAGAAACAGAUUCCGACAUGCUGCAGUCAGAUCCAUGUUGGGUGGCAAGAAGAAGGUCGUCACGCUGCCACCGCUUUCACAGAAGACAGGACCCCUUAGGAUGGCUGCGGUGGUCGAUAAAGUUCGUAGCAUGCAAAGCAAUCACGCUGAAGAACCGCCUCCUAGUGAGGAUUUAUGCGGGAAAUUCACAUUUGCAUCUCCAAGUUAUUCCGUACUGGAAAGUGCAGGCACGUUGGACAUUGACGUACUCUUUCACAGAAAAAAACCGUCAAAAUCAAAGCUGCGAGUUUCUGAUGUGCAAAAUGGAAACUUGGAAGUGCAUGAUGAGCUUUUCGAAGAUACGAUUACGAGCAUUGUCACCAUAGACUUUGAGACACGGGAUGGAUCUGCAAAGAGGGACACUGAAUACAAGUACACACAAGGAAAACUGAUCUUCAAAGAGACAGAGUGGAAAAAGACUCUUAGUGUUCCAAUUGUAAACGACAAUCAGUAUGAGAGUGAUAUGGAUUUUUAUGUUAUACUUAAAAAUCCUGGUGGUGAUGCUGGUCUUGGAGAUCCCAGUGUUACCAGGGUAACCAUUAUUGAUGAUGAUGAACCAGGAGAAUUUUCAUUUGAAGACCCAAGCUGUCAUGCUAACCUCACAGACAGUACGAUUACAGUCAACGUUUUACGAAGUAAGGGCAGUGAUGGUACAGUGACGAUACAGUACACAACCAUUGAUGGAUCUGCCAAGGGUGGGGAUACCUUAGAAGGAUACCACUACAAAUCAACGUCAGGAACGCUGUGUUUCAAACAUGCAGAAAUGAGUAAACAGAUUGUAGUAGAAGUUAAUAAAAACAACAAGUCCUUGAAAAAUUUUGUCAUAACUCUACGCAAUCCUAGUCUUGGUGCUAAGAUUGGUGAAAACAGUGCAUGUGUAGCGAACAUUGGAGGAGAUGAUGUGCAAGACAGAAUUGCUACCGUGCUAGGGAGUGAGCAAGAAGAGGAUGAGUCGUGGGGAGAACAGUUCAAAAAUGCAAUGACUGUUGGUGGCGAUAAGGACGAAGAUGGCAACGAAAUUCCGCCUUCCAGAGCAGACUACAUUUUACACCUUAUUACAUUUUUCUGGAAAUUGGUUUUUGCAUUUAUACCUCCAAGGAAGAUUUGGAGUGGGUGGCCAACGUUCUGUAUAUCAAUCCUCAUGAUAGCAGCUCUCACAGUCUUGAUGGAACAGCUGGGACACCUGUUCGGUUGUGUUGCUGGAUUAAAGAUCAGUAUCACCGGCAUCACAGUGGUCGCACUGGGUACGAGUGUGCCAGACACCUUUGCCAGCAGAACGGCCGCCGUGCAAGACCAAUAUGCUGAUGCCUCUAUUGGCAACAUAACAGGAAGCAACAGUGUGAAUGUGUUUUUAGGGCUUGGACUCCCAUGGGUCAUUAGUGUUAUGUAUCGUUAUUUCCACAAUAAGACUCUUCAGAUUGCUACAGAAAACCUCGACCUAGCAGUUACUGUAUUUACAUCCGUUGGUGGUGCCUGCCUCAUUAUUCUAAUUGUGCGCCGAAAAUUGGUUGGCGGUGAGCUGGGAGGUCCGAAACUCAGCAAGUGGCUCUCUGGUAUUUUGUUGGUUAUGCUUUGGAUAGUGUACAUUAUCAUCUGUACUUUACGUGCAUAUGGCUACAUAUAA